Patiria miniata (bat star) is the source of this 2206-nucleotide messenger RNA. Its product is annotated as igLON family member 5-like. Gene Ontology annotation, cellular component: neuron projection. The record is from RefSeq and is a predicted model, not a curated record. The coding region runs from base 387 to 1886 and encodes 499 amino acids. Gene Ontology annotation, molecular function: protein binding. The transcript is spliced from 13 exons. NCBI's taxonomy places the organism in Eukaryota, Metazoa, Echinodermata, Asteroidea, Valvatida, Asterinidae.
UCUACGGAUAUGAGUGCAGUUUAAGUUGAGUGUGGGAGUAAUGACAACUGUUGUCGACAGCUGUCGAAAUAGCUGGUCAGGUAGCAGUUAGAGGACAUUGCUCCAAGCUACAAAUGGAUUAAUAUACAUGAAAAAAACGUGGUUAGAAGGGAAAAUACCGCAGAAAAAAAAAUCAAGGCCAUUUUUCGCGGUGAGAUUGUAACAAACAAGCACCCUUAAAGAAUUCCUCUUGGUAUUGUCAUGUUCAUGCUUGCACGCUAACGCCCUCAGCUGAGAGAAUAGCCCGUAACGUGAUCGGGGUCGGGUCGACGACUGUUCCAGAAACCCGGAAUUCCCUGCACUGCCUGGGAAUCUCCUCGGCAAAGCCCGAGAAGUUUUGGAAGUGCAUGCGGCAAAUCAGAAAGUCGACAACCACAGUAGCUCCCGGCAUGCCUUGGUUCAACAGCAUGGACGCCCAGGUUAUCCUGUCCAAGUUUGUAGGAGACACAGCGACCCUCAAGUGCACGGUGGAAGACAAGGGCAACCGAGAUGUGGCCUGGCUCAGGACGGAACCGCAUUCCAACAUCAUCUUCACGAGGGAUGAGAUGUACGAUUCCGACCCCAGGUACAAGAUUGACACGGAUAACAACCGCACAUUCCACCUGCGCAUCGAGCGACUGACCCGCGCUGACAACGGGACCUACGCCUGCACUGUCAACACCAAGCCCGUCAUAUCGUGGAACGUCACACUCCAGAUAGUCGCUCCAGCAACCGUCACAGACAUCGUGCAGAUGUCGCAAGGAGUCUCCGAUAGCGGGAAGCGCACGUUCUUCUUCAACGAAUCAGAUACCGUGGAGCUGAAAUGCAACGGUGAUGGUUCGCCACAAGCUAGACUAGCGUGGAUCGGUCCCGCUGGGGAUCAGGUCGGGAACUCGACGCUUCGCAUUGACGGCAUCCAGCGCUCCCAGUAUGGCGAGUACAGAUGCGAGGCAGAUAAUGGCUUCAACGAUAUCCCGGAUGCUCGGCUGGUCACCUUGAAAGUCAACUAUAAGCCCGAGAUCAGAGUGUACCAGACUGAUAUUGAGAUACGCAAGGCCGUGGGUGAAUACGUCAAGAUGCUGUGCCGAGCCGACGCCUCACCACGAGCCACUUACACAUGGAGGAAAGACGGUGUGCUGGUACCCCCGGCCAGCAGGAUCAACAACCGGCAGACAAUCUUGGUCAUCGUGAGUAUCCAGCCAGAGCACUACGGUGUGUACACAUGCGAAGCCACCAACCUCCUGGGUACUUCACGGGCGAACAUCACUCUAAAUGGCAAACCGCUGCCACCGAUCAUAGUGAGCGAUCCAGUGGGCACUCGGCGGCACAUCUUCAAGCUGAUGUGGCAACACCAGAGCAAGCAACCGCCUAACUACCCCGGCACCAUCCCAGUCACCUACUACAAAAUCCUGUACCGUGGAUGGUGGAGGCAGUCCACGCAAGACAGAAGAAAGGUGUAUUCCUUGGAGGACGAGACCAACCUGAUGGAGGAGAUCGCCUAUCCGGACUUCUCCAAGAUCAAGCAGUUCUGCAACCUGCAUGACCUUCGACACAACGCGACCUAUGACCUCCAGCUUUACGCCGUCAACGACCAGGGCGAUAGCGACCCGGUCAAUUUCACGUUUUACACAGCCCUGGCCAGGGCUGACUACAACGCCACAUCAGAAGACGAAGUGACGACGUCUAACGGAGACACUGCAGGUCCGCUCUCAUUAUCAUCAAUAAAUGAGAAUCAAGAUCCAAAUAGAGAGGGACUCAAAUGGACUGCACCUUCAAUUGCACCUUCAAGUGCGCCCUCUACGGCAACAGUAUUGGCGAUGGUUAUUGCUCUGGCGCUGGGCCUACAUUGUACGGAAGUUUACAAAUGAGAUCAUCGGCCCUGUUUUUUUUUUUUGGUUUUUGGUGUGUGUUUUGUGUUCCCUGUUAGAAUGGUCACUGAGUGGAGCUAGUACGCCCUCUGCUGACGUCAGUCACCUGAAAGCACGGCAGAAUGAAAUCAGUAGUUUUGUAAUUAUCACAAGAUGCCCAGUGAACAGAGAGAGAACCAAACACCCAAUGUACAUGUAAAUGUCAAAGAAAAACAAUCAGAGUCACAGAGGGAGUGCAACAGACCUUUCUGGGCUUGGUUGGCAAACUGCACUUUUGCCAACCAUGGCCUGCAAAACUAUGGAACGUCUAACAUUGCAAA